This is a messenger RNA of Exophiala bonariae, 1275 nucleotides long. RefSeq lists its product as uncharacterized. Gene Ontology annotation, molecular function: transmembrane transporter activity. The coding region runs from base 1 to 1275 and encodes 424 amino acids. Gene Ontology annotation, cellular component: membrane. The record is from RefSeq and is a predicted model, not a curated record. The transcript is spliced from 5 exons. Gene Ontology annotation, biological process: transmembrane transport. Lineage: Eukaryota; Fungi; Ascomycota; Eurotiomycetes; Chaetothyriales; Herpotrichiellaceae.
AUGGCAGAAAAGGAGUCAUCGCAGCCAAGUAUGGAGCAUCAUGACUACCAAGAGAAAGGAAAGGUCGAUGGCAUAGAUCAUGCGGCACUCCAGAGCAUUGAGACUAUGGGACAGAUGAGUGAUGCCUACAAGACGCUUGAGAGGAGAGUCGUUCGAAAACUUGAUUGCACCUUGGUCCCGAUGUUGUGGAUCAUGUAUCUCUUCAACUAUCUCGACAGAAACAACAUUGCUCAAGCACGAUUGAACUCUUUCGAAAAGGACCUGGGCCUGAAGGGCAACCAGUUUAACAUCGCGCUACAUGGUUAUGCAACUACCCUCGAACAUGCUACUGUCUCGGAACUGGCUCUUCGUACAGCAAUUCUGUACUCUGGUUUGAUCCUAGCUACAGCAUUUUCAGGAUUACUCGCCGCAGGAAUCUUUUCUGGCCUCGAUCAAGUAAAGGGGCUUGCAGGCUGGCAAUGGCUCUUUAUUCUCGAAGGAGCAGGGUGUUUCUUGAUCUCCAUGAUUGCUCUCGUUGUCCUCCCCGACUUUCCUGGCCAAAAGACUGGAUCUGCACGAUGGUUGUUUAGCGACGAAGAAAGAACGUUCCUGGCCGAACGGAUCAAAAAAGACAGAGUUAGUGAAGAUGAAAUCGAUCGAUCGGUCUGGACUGGCCUCCGAGCAGCACUUUUGGAUAUAAAAACAUGGCUUUUUACUCUCACUCUAACACUAAACCACAGUGCUUAUGGAUUCAACAACUUCUUUCCUACUAUUGUGAAAGGAUUCGGCUUCGGAAACAAUACGAUAACACUUAUCCUAACUGCUCCUCCUUAUCUACUCGCAGCUUUUGUGGCUUUUGGUGUCGCCAGAUCUAGUGACCGUCGGAAGGAGCGUGGCUGGCACAUUGCUAUCCCGACUAUAUUUUCAUGUAUAGGUUUCAUUAUCUCAGUCGCUACUCUAAAUCGACCAGCUCGCUACACCGCUGCAUUCCUAUAUAUUGCCGGUUGCUUCUCUUCAAAUGCGUUAAUCUUCAGCUGGGCAUCUAACUCCCUCUCACAAUCCCCGGAGAAGAGAGCUUGCGCCACUGCUGUUAUCAACGUGCUCAGUCAACUUGGUAACAUCUGGAGUCCAUAUUUCUUCCCGUCGGACCAGGGCCCGAGAUAUACUAUGGCUAUGUUGUUGAUGAUGGCGUCGACUGUUGGCUGUGGCUUGACUGCAAUAUCUAUCAAGUGGCUGUUGAUCAGAGCAAACCGUCGGCUGGAACAAUCAGGUGCAACAAUCUUCUUUUCGCUCUAA